Manihot esculenta (cassava) is the source of this 2995-nucleotide messenger RNA. RefSeq lists its product as uncharacterized. The transcript has 6 exons. Bases 875 to 2845 code for a protein of 656 amino acids. NCBI's taxonomy places the organism in Eukaryota, Viridiplantae, Streptophyta, Magnoliopsida, Malpighiales, Euphorbiaceae. The record is from RefSeq and is a predicted model, not a curated record.
UGCGGAGACAGAGAGGCCACAAGUGGUGGUCUUGGAAAAAAAAAAAAAAAAGAAGUAAAAAACAGUAGGAAGAAAAUUAUGGGGAAGCGAUCACUCUCAAUUGCUCUCUGAUCUCUGCCUUCCUUUGUUAGGCCUACAAAACUAUUGAGUCAGACGCAUAAUAAUUCACUACACUUUCAUAGAAAGAGAGCGAGAGACGUACAUGGAAACGCCAGGAACUGCAUUUAAGAGAAGAGAACAGCCUCCAAAGAGAAGAAAGAAGAAGAAGAUUUAAGAAAUCUCCGGUUUAAUCGAGCUUGAAACAGUUUGCUUUAUUAUGGUUUGAUCGAUUGAUGGAUUUUAGGCCUGGCCUGUACGUGUAUCAAUAUAUUUCUUUGGUUUAUAUGAUUGCGGGCUUCUUGGUGCGUCUUGUGAUUACUGAAAACCAGUGGUUUUUAUAGGCUCAGUUAGGUUAAUGCAUCGUUUUUUUCCAAGUUCUGUUUGGAUAUCCUGUGUGUUGUAGCUUAUCUACACAAUCGGAUGGAAGAACUGUAGUUAAGAUGGAGUUCAUUAGAUUGAUAGAUUUUAGCAGCCUCUGCUAGUAAAGAUUCUAAGUUUUUUGUUCUUAAUGUUACAGAAAAUAGGAAGACUGAAAUACAAUCUGUUCAUUGCAAAUAUGGCGGUGGAUUCUGGUGUUUUUUAUUGAUUGGGAUCUAAGAAAAGAGCGCACAAGUGUGGAUACGGUAACACAGAGAAUCUUCUAAUUUUUUAAGGACAAUACUAAAAUCUAGCCAGGGAUGGGAUUGCCUCAAGUUUCCUCCGGCAGCUUUGCUGAGGAAGUGGCAGGAUCUCUCCACCCCGGAUUGUUGGUGUAAGCAGUUGUGAUUUGAGUGGGAUGCAGGGAGUAAAUCUCAGUAAUAGAAUGCAGUUUGAUUUUCAAUGCUCUUCUUCUGGGGAUAUCCAAAAGAAAACAAUUAUGGAUCAUAAGAAUGUUUGGUUAAUGCACAGAAGUGGACAGAAUAUUCAGAGAGUUAUUCCUAGGAUCAUGGGUUUUGAAUCAAGGGGUUUGAAUUCUCCUGUUAAUUUAUUUAAUGGAAACGAAUCUGUGUCUACUGCAGUUAGUAGCACAAAUGAUGCAAUUGACUACACUGGGUCACUAGUCAGGAAGUGGUUAUUAUCUCCUUUGAGUGGAGUGUUGCUCCUAGAUCAAUUUAAUGGCGAUUCCCUAGACAUUGGUGACAGCACUUACAAGAGUAACUUCUUUAGUGGCAAAGACAAUUAUAGAGUUUCUGCGUCACAAGAGCAUAAGAAAGCUCAUAUCGGCAGCUCUAAUAAUUUUUAUUCUCCAAACUGGUGUACCACUUAUCUUCCAGGGUGGAAGAAUUUGAUGGAUGAUAAUUAUGGGGCAAACUCCAUUUUCUUCAUUCAUAGACCUAUGCUAGAUGACAAAGAGAUUACUUCUCACAAUCAAGUUUUUUCACUGCCUGGACUUAUUAAUUCUGGAGAAACAACAAAGGUAAGGUGCCAAAGUGGGACAAUUGCAAUACCUGUAAAAAAGGCAGGAUCAUCCCCCCUGUCAUUGUCUCCUCUUGGUCCAAAACUUUCUGAAAGAAUAAAUUCUGCAGGAUUGUGCAGCAAUGUCUCAAAAAAGUUAAAAGAUGAUUACUUGACCUUCAAGGACAUAGAACAGUCGCUUGAUGGAACUUUCCCUGGCAGUUUAUCUUCCCAGAAGCAUGAUGACUCUAGGAUGGUACAUAAAUCGUUGCAAGAUUUUGAUAAUUUGCGCAAAAAUUUUGAUGCCAUUACUACAGAAAUUACUACUGAUGUGGUGCAAUCAUGGGGUGAGGAUUCAAACCCUACUCUUCCAUGUAUCAAAUUGAGUAGAACUUUCAGUGGAUUGUCUGUUAGAAGGUCCUUGGUUGGUUCAUUUGAGGAGUCCCUUUUAUCGGGUCGGUUAUUAUCUGGUAAAGCUAGUCAGAGGAUUGAUGGGUUCCUUGCUGUUCUUAAUGUUACUGGAGGAAAUUUCUCACCACAGUCACAGAAACUUCCCUUUACAGUAACUAGUGUAGAUGGUGAUAACUACUUGUUAUACUAUGCAUCAAUAGAUCUAGCAGGUGAUAUGCCAUCAAAUAAAGGUAGUGAAAAAAUGAGAAGGAGCCUAAGCAUUGAUGAUCCACAGGCAGAACAAACCAGGCUGCGGAUUCCUAUGAAAGGGCAAAUACAGUUGGUUCUUAGUAAUCCAGAAAAGACACCUAUUCACACUUUCUUUUGCAACUAUGAUUUAAGUGACAUGCCAGCUGGUACUGAGACAUUUUUGCGCCAAAAGAUCACCUUAUUCUCGUCUGGACUGACUGGGAGGAAGACAGAUCAUGACAUAAAAAGUGAAGUCAAGCAAUCUUCAACCCCAGACAGUAAUCAUUCUUCAACUUGUGGGAUGGAGACUUCCGAUUUAAAGGGAGAUGAUGCUGAUCAUACAAUAAGAUCUCUCAACCACGUUAGUAAAUGUAUAAAUAUUGGUUUGGAGGUCAAUAGUCCUCCAAAUUCAACCAGUGCAUUUGUAAGCAAAUCUGUAUAUAGCCCUUCUAAAGCCAAUGAAAACACUGCUGGAGCCGGUGUUCUGCGUUAUGCUCUUCAUCUCUGGUUUUUGUGCCCUUUUCCCAAGAAAAGUCCAAGGUCAGUCCGGAGGUGCAAAUCUGACCCUUUAUCUGCGCCUGCAAGGAACAAGGUGGACAUAGAAGGGGAUCGCCGCUUCUACUUGUACAGCAAAAUGAAGGUGGUGUUCCUACAGCGCCAUUCAGAUGCUGAUGAAGGAAAGCUAUAUGUAGAAUAUGAUUAUCCAUCGGACCCCAAGUACUUCAACAUUUAAAAGGUAUCCUCGCAAUUUAAAGUUGGUUGUACAACUCUUGUAGAAUUGUACAUACAGUUUGCUGUCAUCUUUGAUGGGGCAGAAGCCCAAAUUUUAUUUGUACAUAUUUUUCAUUUUUUUAAUAUAAAAUCAGAUGAUUUAAUUUGGUAA